Messenger RNA from Eimeria mitis, 486 nucleotides. RefSeq lists its product as uncharacterized. Gene Ontology annotation, cellular component: cytosol; cytoplasm. The coding region runs from base 1 to 486 and encodes 161 amino acids. The transcript is spliced from 4 exons. The record is from RefSeq and is a predicted model, not a curated record. Gene Ontology annotation, molecular function: Hsp70 protein binding. Gene Ontology annotation, biological process: protein refolding. Lineage: Eukaryota; Apicomplexa; Conoidasida; Eucoccidiorida; Eimeriidae.
AUGUUCAAGCGUCGUGGGAACGACCUGUUCAUGACCAAGAAGAUUACCUUGUACGAAGCUCUCUGUGGAUUCAAGUUCCUGCUGACGCAUAUGGACGGUCGUCAGUUGCUUAUACAGGGCAGUCCUGGAGAGGUUGUGAAGCCCGACGCCGUGAUGUGCGUGAAGGGCGAGGGCAUGCCGAACCACAAGAAUCCAUUUAUCCACGGAGAGCUGUAUAUCGUCUUCGACGUCGAAUUCCCUCAGAAGGUGCCGGAGUCGUUGCACGCCAAGUUCCGCGAGAUUCUUCCGCAGCCGGAGUGCACCCCCAUGGUUGAUGAGGACGACCCGAAGAUUGAGCAUCACGUCUGUGAGAGCGUAACUGCAGAGGAGCUGCGGGCCCGGCAGCAACAGCAAAAGACCCAGGGUUCAGGGGAGGCGUAUGAAGAGGAUGAAGACGAGGGUGCCCACGCAGGAGGCCCGCAGAGGGUGCAAUGCCGGCAGCAGUAG